This is a messenger RNA of Coturnix japonica (Japanese quail), 3622 nucleotides long. It is a transcript of the gene GMPS, whose product is annotated as guanosine monophosphate synthase. Gene Ontology annotation, cellular component: cytosol. Gene Ontology annotation, molecular function: GMP synthase activity; ATP binding; GMP synthase (glutamine-hydrolyzing) activity. The record is from RefSeq and is a predicted model, not a curated record. Gene Ontology annotation, biological process: GMP biosynthetic process. NCBI's taxonomy places the organism in Eukaryota, Metazoa, Chordata, Aves, Galliformes, Phasianidae.
CCAGCCCCAGCGGGAUGCCCUGCAGCACGUACAGCGCCAGCAGCAGCAGCACGCUGCCCAGCUCCGCGCGGCAGCCCCGCGGGCCUCGAGUCGUCGGCGUCUCCGGCGGGAGCAGCGCCUCGGCCUCGGCGCCCGCGGGGCCGUCCCCGCACACCGCCAACGAGGGCGGCACUUCGCUCCUCACGUCCAGGCAGUGCUGGUGGCUGCCGGGACGGCGCUGCCGGCCGCCAUCCUUGGCCGCGAUGGCGGGAGACAUGGCCCCGGGCGGGCGGGACGGGCGGCUCCACACGGAGAGACACACGGCGAUGAGGAACCGCGCCGGCACCACCGCGCCGGUACGGCACGGCACUUCCGGUCACGUGGAGGCGGCGGGGCAGGCGUGGCUGCGUCCCAUUGGUGCGCGGCAACGUCCGUGUCGAUGCGGAAGUGCCGGCACCGUGCGGGGCCGUUGGUCGCGGUUGGUUCCGGCCUCACCGCGCGGGGACCGAGCGGCAGCGCUCAUACAGACGUACGGCGGUACCCGGCAGCGCUGCUUUAUUACUGCUUUAUUUAUCGCUGCUGAGCCGCCCCGCUCUGACCCGCUGUUGGCUACAAGCAGCGAGUACCGCCAGUGUUCGCCCUUUAUCUCCCACCCGAACGUCCAGGCGGGGCAGGUUCCGCCCCGUGGUGCAGCACAAAGCACGAUGCUGUUUGUGUGUGAGCCCCGAGCCGUGCUGUCCGUACGCCGCCAUCAGCUGUGGGCGCUCGGUACAAACACACGCUGCGCCGCGACCCGCAGCGGAACCGAGGGGCGGAUGGGUCGGAACGUGCCUCGCACCCAGCCCUGCCCUGAGCCGGCUGCACACAGCGCUGCGGGGCACGAGCACCACAAGGACGGGACACGGCCCAGACACAGCCCGGCCAUAGCACGGACACGGCCAAUCGCACACACACAUCCCGGCCGUCUCCCCGCCCCGUCCCCCCGCUCCUCCUCUUCCUGCCGUCGCUGCUCCCCGGCUGGCGGUGCUGGGCCGGCUCCUCCCCUGGCAGUCGCACACUGGCGGCCUUGGCUCGGCUCGGCCUUGUCUCUUUCCCGGCUCCCCGCUGCCGUCCUCAUGGCGCUGUGCAACGGAGACGCCAAGCCAGAGAACGCGGGAGGAGAGCUGAAGGAUGGGCAGCACCACUACGAGGGAGCUGUCGUCAUCCUGGAUGCUGGUGCACAGUACGGGAAGGUCAUCGACCGCCGUGUGCGUGAGCUCUUCGUCCAGUCUGAGAUCUUCCCCCUGGAGACGCCCGCCUUCGCCAUCAGGGAGCAGGGCUUUCGAGCUAUCAUCAUAUCUGGAGGACCAAAUUCUGUGUAUGCUGAAGAUGCGCCAUGGUUCGACCCAGCAAUAUUUACAAUAGGAAAGCCGGUUCUUGGGAUCUGCUACGGCAUGCAGAUGAUGAAUAAGGUGUUUGGAGGUACGGUACACAAGAAGAGUGUCAGAGAAGAUGGAGUGUUCAACAUCACUCUGGAUAACACGUGUUCACUGUUCAGGGGCCUUCAGAAGGAAGAACUUGUGCUCCUCACUCAUGGGGACAGUGUGGAUAAGGUUGCUGAUGGAUUCAAGGUGGUUGCACAGUCUGGGAACAUUAUAGCAGGUAUAGCAAAUGAAUCUAAAAAGCUGUAUGGAGCACAGUUCCACCCUGAAGUUAGCCUUACAGUGAAUGGAAAAAUGAUCCUGAAGAAUUUUCUCUACGAUAUCGCGGGAUGCAGCGGUACCUUUACGGUGGAAAACAGAGAGCUUCAAUGCAUUCAAAAUAUCAAAGAGAAAGUGGGCUCAUCCAAAGUUCUGGUUUUACUCAGUGGUGGUGUGGACUCAACUGUGUGCACUGCUCUCCUGAACCGUGCUUUAAACCGGGACCAGGUGAUAGCUGUACAUAUAGACAAUGGAUUUAUGCGCAAAAGAGAAAGUCAGUCUGUGGAGGAGGCACUGAAAAAACUUGGGAUUCAGGUUAAAGUGGUGAAUGCAGCUCAUUCCUUCUAUAAUGGUACAACAACUCUGCCGAUCUCUGAUGAAGAUAGAACUCCACGUAAAAGAAUUAGCAAGACCUUAAAUAUGACUACAAGUCCUGAAGAAAAAAGGAAGAUUAUUGGUGACACAUUUGUUAAGAUUGCCAAUGAAGUUAUCGGAGAAAUGAAUCUGAAACCUGAAGAGGUUUUUCUUGCUCAGGGUACCCUCAGACCUGAUCUCAUUGAAAGCGCUUCCCUUGUUGCGAGUGGCAAAGCUGAAGUAAUCAAAACUCAUCAUAAUGACACAGAGCUGAUUCGAAAGUUAAGAGAAGAGGGUAAAGUUAUAGAACCACUAAAAGACUUUCACAAAGAUGAAGUUCGAGUGCUAGGAAGAGAGCUUGGACUUCCCGAAGAGCUGGUUUCAAGGCAUCCCUUCCCAGGUCCAGGUCUGGCCAUCAGAGUGAUAUGUGCUGAGGAGCCUUAUGUGUGCAAAGAUUUUCCUGAAACAAACAACAUCUUGAAAAUAGUUGCAGAUUUUUCUGCAAGUGUUAAGAAGCCACAUACUUUGUUGCAAAGGGUCAAAGCGUGCACGACUGAAGAGGACCAGGAGAAGCUGAUGCAGAUUACAAGCCUACAUUCACUGAAUGCCUUCUUGUUACCCAUCAAAACGGUGGGAGUGCAGGGUGACUGCCGCUCAUACAGCUACGUGUGUGGGAUCUCCAGUAAGGAUGCUCCACACUGGGAGUCCCUCAUGUUUCUCGCCAGGCUCAUACCACGUAUGUGCCACAACAUCAACAGGGUUGUGUAUGUGUUUGGUCCACCAGUCAAAGAGCCUCCCACUGAUGUCACACCCACGUUCCUGACAACAGGAGUCCUCAGCACUUUACGUCAAGCUGAUUUUGAGGCUCACAACAUUCUCAGGGAGUCUGGUUAUGCCGGAAAAAUUAGCCAGAUGCCAAUAAUCCUGACCCCGCUGCAUUUUGAUCGGGACCCGCUGCAGAAACAGCCGUCCUGCCAGAGGUCUGUGGUUAUCCGAACGUUUAUUACUAGUGACUUCAUGACUGGGAUUGCAGCAACUCCUGGUAAUGAGAUUCCAGAAGAGGUUGUAUUGAAAAUGGUGGCAGAGAUAAAGAAGAUUCCUGGCAUUUCUCGGGUGAUGUAUGACUUGACUUCAAAGCCCCCAGGAACUACGGAGUGGGAGUAAAUAACUCUUUUUUUAUUAAAGUACUGCGUGCAGUCUAAGUCAUAUCAGAAACCAUUCCCAGUGUUGACAUGCAGGACUGUGAAAGAGUGACUGGAGCUGCUACAUCCCAUCUGACUCCUCUCCUGGAGCACAGAGCGGCGGUUACAAGCAGUGCAGGGAUAACAGAGUGGGGCUGAGGAUUUGUACGGGUAAACGAUGGCGGCAGCGUUGCCUGUGUGCAGACAGAUUCCUAUUGCUUUGGCCUUUGUCUUACUGAUUCUUCCCAUUUCGUGUUUCGGUUUGUUAACUGUCAUUUCAACGUGUCUUUGGUUUUGUACACUGUGUAAAAAGAGACGGCUUAUUUACUUUACUGAAAGCAUUGUUACAGCCUAAAAAUGUAAAACGGAUUCUUUGUGACCAACUGCUUUUGAACAAAUUUAUUAUAAAUAAAUAUUUUGCCAAAUGGA